Messenger RNA from Gorilla gorilla gorilla (western lowland gorilla), 1330 nucleotides. RefSeq names its product ubiquitin conjugating enzyme E2 K (gene UBE2K). The transcript is spliced from 7 exons. Bases 530 to 1132 code for a protein of 200 amino acids. Gene Ontology annotation, molecular function: protein binding. The record is from RefSeq and is a predicted model, not a curated record. Lineage: Eukaryota; Metazoa; Chordata; Mammalia; Primates; Hominidae.
CCGGGUCUAGCUGAGUCAGGGCGGCGUUCCAGCCGAGUGCGGCGUCGGAAACCCGUUCGGUUGCGCCCGAACCUUCGGUCAGAGGCCAGCGCUGGAAGCCCAGACCACAGCACCCGGGUUUAAACAGGAGCGGAGGCGCCGGGAAGGACCGGGGGGGCCGGCUAGGGCCGGCCAGCUUGGAAGCCGCACCCUCGCGGCCCCAGACGCCGGCAGGGCGGAGCCACGCGGCCGCAGCCCCAGCCGAGACGCGAGCUCGUGGCUCGGGCGUACGGGGGCUACAACGGGAGCGGCUGCGCCGCCCGGCCGGGUCAGCAUCGUGCGCAUGCGCCGACCCGGCGCCAUUUUGGUGGCCGGGCGCGGAGGUGAUUCCACACUGAGGCGAGCGCGGCGGCCGGGGUGGUAGUGGCAGUGUUCGUGUGCUCAGGUCUGAAUCGCCGAGGGAGGAGGCGGUGGAGGAAGAGGUGGCGGCGGUGGCGGUGGUCGUAGCGGUGGCGGAGGAGGCGGGUACGAAUCAGCUGCGGGCGGAGACAUGGCCAACAUCGCGGUGCAGCGAAUCAAGCGGGAGUUCAAGGAGGUGCUGAAGAGCGAGGAGACGAGCAAAAAUCAAAUUAAAGUAGAUCUUGUAGAUGAGAAUUUUACAGAAUUAAGAGGAGAAAUAGCAGGACCUCCAGACACACCGUAUGAAGGAGGAAGAUACCAACUAGAGAUAAAAAUACCAGAAACAUACCCAUUUAAUCCCCCUAAGGUCCGGUUUAUCACUAAAAUAUGGCAUCCUAAUAUUAGUUCCGUCACAGGGGCUAUUUGUUUGGAUAUCCUGAAAGAUCAAUGGGCAGCUGCAAUGACUCUCCGCACGGUAUUAUUGUCAUUGCAAGCACUAUUGGCAGCUGCAGAGCCAGAUGAUCCACAGGAUGCUGUAGUAGCAAAUCAGUACAAACAAAAUCCCGAAAUGUUCAAACAGACAGCUCGACUUUGGGCACAUGUGUAUGCUGGAGCACCAGUUUCUAGUCCAGAAUACACCAAAAAAAUAGAAAACCUAUGUGCUAUGGGCUUUGAUAGGAAUGCAGUAAUAGUGGCCUUGUCUUCAAAAUCAUGGGAUGUAGAGACUGCAACAGAAUUGCUUCUGAGUAACUGAGGCAUAGAGAGCUGCUGAUAUAGUCAAGCUUGCCUCUUCUUGAGGAGCACCAACAUCUGUUAUUUUUAGGAUUCUGCAUAGAUUUCUUUUAAACUGGCAUUCUUGCCUAAUGAUGUUAUCUAGGCACCAUUGGAGACUGAAAAAAAAAAUCCCUGCUCUGUAAAUAAAGCUAAUUAAACGUCUGUGUAAAUUUAAAAA